AUGGCCCACCCGACUCUCAUCGAUAUGCCAGAACCUCCAUCCUACCCCGACACACCAACUGAAGCACCUGGCACCCCCAACUCGACCACAACUUCCCUCUCUGCCCUCUCAACCACUGCAAUCAAAGACGGCCACCGUGGCACCUCCCUCCCGCACCCAGGCUAUGGCGGCCACCACCACACCCCGUCCAGCAACACCCUCGAAGCCGAGCGCGCCGAUCGCAUCUCGCGCCUCGCAGGCCUCGAGCGCGUUUCCACCGCACGCCCUCCAAACCCCAAUCUCGUUGCUGGAGGAGUAGCAGGACAAAACGCAGGACAGGGCCAAAUCCCCGGUUACUUUGACCAGAACGGCAAUCCCGUCUAUACAACCAAGAUGUCGACUGUAGGCUCGGCAUCUGCUACAGGUUCUAUUGGUGGCAGGACCACGACCUGGGCAAGCAGCAGCGCCAAGGGCCAGACAGAGGGCGAUGACGACGAGAUGAGCAUGGAUACCAAUUACCGUGACAUGGAAGCAGAUCGUUUCUCGGCUUCUGCCAUGGACGAGGACAUGGACCGCGACGGAGACGGCAUGAGCGACAACACAUCUCUCGUCGGGUUUGGCGAAGGUGCAGGCAGCACGGUCUCAGGUCCUAUUUAUAAUAGAAGAGACUUGGCGACCAGUCCGGCAGUAGGCAAGAGUGCGCUGGCUAGUCAGUGGCAGAAUACCUCGGGUCCCGCGACGCCGGCCAGUGCUGCGACGAGUAUGACGGCUGAGCAGCAGCGACGCGAGGCGAGGAUGAUUGAUGGGUUGGCGGAUGAUACGGCUGGGUAUGUAGAUACAGCUGCUAGAGAUGGGCGAGGUGUUCCUGUGCCUGCAAGUAGGGGAUCAGGAGCGGGGGUUGAGACGGCGGAACGCAUUGUGAGGGAUAGGCUUGAUGGAGGCGAGGGACGCAGACCGCCACUUGGCAGUCCAGAUGAGGCCGGACUUGGGAAGUUCUAUUUUGAAGAGAAAAAGUAA
Lachnellula hyalina is the source of this 996-nucleotide messenger RNA. RefSeq lists its product as uncharacterized. The coding region runs from base 1 to 996 and encodes 331 amino acids. The transcript is spliced from 2 exons. The record is from RefSeq and is a predicted model, not a curated record. NCBI's taxonomy places the organism in Eukaryota, Fungi, Ascomycota, Leotiomycetes, Helotiales, Lachnaceae.